UUACACUAGACAACAUUCUUGUCCUAACCUAAUCCUGAGCAUAAUCAACAGGGUGAUUUUGAUCUUGAUCACCCCUAAUGUACACCACCAUAUAUUAGAUGUCCAUCCAGAAGCCAUUAUAGGGUGUAAAGAAAAGCAAUUACAUGUUUCUUAAGAAUGAAGGCAACUAACUAACUAGUUAAAAUGGUGGUUAUAUAUUUCAUCAUUGGCAGGCAGUUAGAGUCUUGACUUUCAGAAAUUCCCGCACAUCCAUCACAUGCAUUGAAGAAGAAGAAGAAGAAGAAUGUUGAUCAAGGCAAUUAAUGGUAAAGGUAAACCAUCUCGGACUCAAAGGGAAAUGAGAGACUAUCGAUCUCUCUUGAUGAGCACUCCAAGGUGUGAUAGCCAUAGCCGUAGAGGUAGAGCCACUGAGCACAGUCUUGUCGUAAUUCAAUGUAAAGCAUUUAUGUAAGGUUCCAAGGCCAUACUGUUUGCAUGGCCCAAGCUAGCAACCUGCCUCGCUACCUCUCUUAUUUUUUUCAACAAAAACGACUGCACGCCCUUUUGGUUUUUACUGAAAUAUCGAUUGCCACCUACACCUAGCAACCAUGGCCGGUACCCGACCGUCUCCGACCCAGUUAACGCAGGAAAUUUUUACUUUGAUUGAGUAUGGGGUGUGUAUGGGUAAAACUCGCAAAAAGGUUGAUGGGUAUGGGCGGGUAUGGUUUUGGACUCUCCCGCCACAUACUCAUACUCAAACCCGCCCCACCAAAGAUAUUAUGUUAUAUAGAUAAAAUAUAAGGAGUUUAUUGUAACUUGUCAAUGGAAUGAAAGGUAAUUAAAAGAAAUAACAAAGUGUUAAAAUGUAACUGAUGGCAACCAAACCAGAAUUUCAUCCUCUUAUGUAUGAGUUCCAUAAUUUUGGGUUGGUAGUAUCCAUAUUUGUCACCAUGUUCUUUUAUUAACGGUGAGUAGUUUAUUGGGUGGGUAUUAACCAUGGGUAUCCGAAAACCGCGGAUAUGAGGAUGAGUUUGUAAAACCUUCCACCGCAUGGGUAUGAGACGGGUAUGAAUUUGGGUAUUUGAAAACGGGGAUGGGGUUGGUUUAGAGGGUUAAUUGCACAGGUUGUCACUUAAGUUCUAUACUGGUUGCAUGUUGACCAUUGGAGUAAUAUUUGUUGCAACUAAACCACUUAACUCUAACUUUUGUUGCAACGUUAUCUUUUCCGUCCCAAAACUUAACGACGGGUAUGAAAACGUAAUUAUUCAUGCCACGUGGGCAAUCCAACUAAGUUGAGUUGUCGUUGUGUUAUCAUUCGCCAGUGCGCACCAUCCAACGACGAUCCCUUCAAAAUUUUACACUAUUCAUUUAGCAAGAAGUCAAGAACUUGGAGGUAAAGCAUGGGAGUGUUUGCCGAAAAUUCAAGCUCGGGCCCAAAUUUGGAAGAGAAUCAUGUAAUUAGCGAAUGUAUUUGGAUGAGGAGGAGUGGAGGACGAUGUCUUUUACACGGUGAAUGAAUCCUCUACUUUAAGCUUGAGGCGGUAUUGCUUCCUAUUUGGGACAAACUUGAAGAAAUUGCAGACGAAGAUAGUGAGCAAGAGGAAGAGAAUGAAGAAGAGCAAUUACAAAAGAAAGCAUUGAAUAACAGAGGCCUUUGUCAUUUUCAUGGCUGAAUUGGAGAGCUGUCGGCGCUAGAUUUAGUAUUUGUGAAUGAAUCUAGUUCAAGAGAAAUGGAUAGACUGUUUUGUUGGACGCUUCAACUCUGGCCCCUGAAAAUAACACAAAGGCAAAGCCUCAAGCCGGUCAGUCUCUGUUUUCUAUGAGAUAAAAACAGAGUGAAUUUUUUUUAUAGUUUCUUUUGUCUUGGCUGGGUGGAUUGAGAGCAAUUGAAUGGAUUUCGACUUGUAUCACAGUUGGAUGUAAGCAUUGGUAGGAUCUCUAGAGGAUUGGUUCUUUUGAUUUGGGGCCGCUGGCUUCUCCCAACACCUCUGCUGUUGUCCUGUUUUUCUCUCUGGCUUCUGUAUUUUGUUGUGUUUAAUUAAUACUAAUAAGAUCACCAUGAAAAAAUAACAGAAUGAAGCAAAGCGAACUAAGCACUGAAAUUGUAAAUAAGACGAGAUGUUUUGUUAACCCAAAGCUUAAUCACUAAUGCCCUCCAUUUGUGAGUUGUCCAAGUAAAAGAUUGGUUGAUAAUAUAUUUGUCUUCAUUAUUUGAGGUCUUCCACCUAAUAGUAAUAAUUUAGCUCCUUUGAUCCAGCAAUUACAACGGUGCUAAGGACAACAUAUUGGCUUAAACAAAAGUAUAUUUGCUUACCAUGUUACCAUCAUUAUACGUUUAUAUGCUAAUAUGUGGUAUAUGCAGAGUGUGCCAGUGUGGUAUUGUCGAAGAGAGCCAACGGUGGUGGUGGGUUACGGUGAGGGAAUUUCCCAACAAUUCAGACUGAUUAGGAUUGUCUACGUGUCAUGAAUAAUUACAAUUUCAUACCCAUUGUUAAAUUUUGGACGGAGAAAAUAACUAUGAAAAAAAAAAUAGAGUUAGGUGGUUUAAUUGCAACAAAUAUUACUUCCAUGGUCAACGUGCAACAAGUCUAUAACUUAAGUGACAUCCUGUGCAAUUAACCCUUGGUUUAGACAAACCCGUCCCAAAACCCGCCACAUUGUUAUCCCUAGUUACAUAUUAUAAGAAAUCAGGUUUAGAAUAUUGAUUCAAUUAUUUAAAAGAUUAGAUAUAGCAAGAGAAAGAGCAACCCAAUAAGUUCUGACAUUAUGCCUUCGAAGAAUUUCUUGAGCUUUGAUAAUAGGGCAAGAGUUGAGGAUCGAAGACAAUGCUCGAACUAUAACCUAAUAUUCCGAUUGGACAACACAUUAGUCUUUUCAAUAACGACGUCGCUUCUACUUCAAUGCCCCGUUGUUGAUGAUAUAUAUCGCACAUUUGGGUCGGUUUGGCAUUUCUCUACACGCAUACACUAAUACAAGUAAUUUCCCUAUACAUACCCUAAUGUUAGGAUAGCGUCUUGAAGUGAGAUUAGGGUGGUUCCACUCUGUUUUAGUAAAGGUGGUUAAGCUAGAGCCCUUUAAUUUUCACCUAAACAUGAAUUAAUCCAUGGCAUGCUUCACUCCAAUGAUGUAACCCGAUGCCUACGCAUAUAAACCCAAACCUGAAAAUGUAAAUUUACGUGCCCUAAUUGAUGACUGUCUAUAAUCUAUAUAUAUACGGUUUGCCUAUCAAAUCGACUAAUCCAGCUCAACUACUGCUGAUAAAUGAUACUUAAAUAAUCCAGUGCACAGAUGACCAACUACUGAUUGGAUUAAGUUAUAUUUUGUGACACGAAUUGGGAGCUAACUAUACAUGUAUUUGUUAUAUAGAGGCAGUCCAAUCAUUUUAGCACAAGCUUGCAACACCACCCACCAGAAGAGAGUUCCAGACAGUGUACAACACCAUCAUCAUGUUUUCUUCCAUUAAUUGAGAGGGUGGUGAUUAGUGAUCCAUCCCAAUCAAAACCAUUAACUCCCUCUUAAAAAAUGUUUAAGAAAGAUUAACUCAAAAUGGUCCACUCACUAUUAAUUAAUAUUGUUAAAGUUUAAUGAAGGUAUAUUCUAUGCAUCCGCACUCCUCACAAACAAAAAAAAGAGAGAGAUAUUGUUGGUUUUGAAAAAGAGAAUCUACAAACUAAAGUUGUUCAUUGUUUCUGGCGCCUAACACGUCAUUUUCUGGGGAGGGUUAAAUAUUGUAAUGUGGUUAGUUUGAAUGCUGCUGUGUAUGUGGAAGGGUGACGAUGCAACUUGGGUGAGUUAGCUGGGCUGGGCUGGGCUGGGUUGGUUGCAGAGAGUUGUGGAUAGGAGCUUUGGUUAAGAAGUGGACAGAUUGUGCCUCGAGGGUCGAUCCCAUUGACCUACACUGUCUUUUUUUGUGUGCACAUGAAAUCUCAACUUUUGGUUGCUAGCUGGGAAUUCCAUUAGUUUUGCAUAUGGCACCAGGACCACGACAUUGACCUUCCUCGGCUCUAAUAUUUCAAUUUCUGCCUUUUUCUUUUUCACUCUUCUCCUUUCUAGUAUGGACCCAACCCAACUGCGGGUGGAUGAAUUUGAAUGGGAUGAUAACAGGGUUGUAUGUUUAGGCUGAAUUCUUAGAUUGGUUUCUAUGAUUAUAUUAGGUUAGGUUGGAUUUGGAUGUUCAUGUUAUUUGUGUUACUUUGUCUUAUCAGGUGGUUGGAAUCUAUUAGGGUGAUUCAAUAGUGUUAAUCUAAGCACAGACCCUCUGUCAACACAUAUACUCAUCGGAUAUUGGAUAUACGUGCAAUACUCACUGACCAAUGAUAACGUAUAUUUCACUAAUCAAACUUGCGAGAAAUUACAGAGAAAAAUAUGAUACGAUAAGACACUUAACUUGUCAACGUCAAAACAUCUAUCAAAGUGUAAACUUGGACCAGCAACGGAGGAUGGGUUCCUCUCCCAGUUGAUAGUAGUUGGUAGCAUAUAAGGGAUCACUUAAUAAAAUCUAAAAAGCUAUCUUUCAUGUUACUCUCAGGCAAUGCACAAUUACACACGAUAAGAAUCAAGAUGUUAUUCACGGACUAAAUACAAUAUGAUAGCCGGGAUUUAAAAAAAAACACACACACAUAUGAAGAUUGAUUCCAUCCUAUAUCCUCACAAGUCACAACUCAUCACAGGGAAGAUAUAUACUACAGCCCAAGUAUGAGGAUUCACAAGACAACUCAAAUCAAAAUUAGAAAAUGGAGUUACCCCAAUGAUAUUAUAUGCCAUUUUGCGACCGUUUAAAAAGGAAAUAAACCUCUUAAUUACUUGCUUAAUUAUCAUUGCAGCAAAAAUAAGCAAAGAGUAAAGGAAAAAACAGAGUCUGGAAACAUACUACCCCAUAUCCCAAAAGAGUUUCAACUCUCAAAUGAGCUUACUUGUCCAGCUGAAAGCAAAACAGUAAAUAAAAAGAAACGAACAGAUCAAACAGUAAAUAAAAAUAAUCCUGGAGUGCAGCUGUGAACCCACAUCUCACAUGGUCAGUACUCAGUACCCCGCCCGAAGACAGGCAAAACAGCCAGAAAGCUUUAUAACUUCACGGCAAAACCCAACGCUCCCUCUGCCUGCAGUCUGCGCCCAAGAUCUACCGCCAUAAUUACAAGACGACGACGAACGAACCAAUAUCUCUCUCCCGCACCUCUCAACCUCAAGAAAACGAAAUGGAAGCCCCUAAUUAUUAGUUUAUCAUUACCUAAUCCAUCUACCCUAAUCGCUAAAUUAAAUUAGCCCACAAAACAGAGUCACCCUCACCCCGCUGAUUCCCAUCGGGAUUAGUUCUCUGUCAUUAUUAAAAAGAUGCAGACUUCAGACCACCCCCCGCCAUAGCUAUUACUAAGCUCUGAACCAAGGAAGAAGAAAAGGGAAAGCUUUCUUUCUAAUCCCAUCAAUGGCGCCAUCUUCUUCUUCACCUUCUCCUCUUUCUUCCUCUUCCCCUGUUUCGCCCAACCCUCCUCCCCCUCCACCUCCAUUGCUAUCGUCCUCCUACCACUUCUCCCACUUCACUCCCAUUCAGGAAUGCGAGAGAGAAGAGCAGGAGGAUGAUUACAGCGAGUCGAGGAGCCAGCCCAGAUCGACUCCCAAGCUCCACCCCACUCCGCUGCACGAGAGGAAGGAGCAGAAGAGCAAGAUUUCCGGCGGACGGAGCAGCAAGAAGCGGCAGGAUUCCGGCAGGGAGAGUUCGCGUUCUUCCGAUGACGGUUCCGUGUCCUGCAACAAGUGCCGCCCCAACGCUAGGGAGAAGAUCUUCGUGGUUCCUCUGGACAGCAGCAACAACAAUGGCGGAUUGAGCAGGCACUCGUUUCCUUCCUCGAUUCCCAGCCCCAACGGGAUUUUCAAAUCUAUUUUCUCUUCCCUUGCGAGGAAAAGCCCCAAAUCGUCCCCCGCCGACCGCGGCGUUGGCGGCGGGGAUAGUGCCUCGUCGGCGAGGGAGGAGCAGUGGAAAUUGGCCGUCGCCGAGCUCUCCCACAAACUGAUUCAGACGACGAGGAAGAGAGACGAGGCGAUCCUUGAGGCUUCCCGGCUGAAAUACUCCAUGACCGAGCUCGAGAAGAAGCUCAACAAGCUCGAAAUCUACUGCCGCAACUUGAAAUCGGGCCUCGACGAGUGCAGCAGCGGCAGCAACAACAACUCGCCUUCGCCCUACUCCUCCCUCUACAACCCCAAAACUCUCGACGACGGCGGCAACAAGCUCAUUGUCGACCAAUUUCUCCUCGCCGUCUCCGAAUCCAGAUCCUCCGUCCGGGUCCUGACCCGAGCCCUGACCCUCCAGCUCCGACAGAUGGGUGCAGGCAAGGUGUUCGACAAAUUGUCCGCCUUGCUCCACCCAUACGACGUCAAAAUCUCCCUCUCCAAAAACCCCAAGGGGGUCGUCUUCUACCUCGAGUCCCUCCUCAACCGAGCCUUCUUCGAAGACUUCGAGACCAUAGCCUUCCAGAAAAGCUCCAACCUCCAGAUCCUGAACCCAAUCGACAGAUGCGAAGCAAAUUACUCCCUCUUCGAGACCCUGAAAGAGCUGACGUGGGAGGAAGUCCUGAGCAAAGGGACGCGCCAUUUCAGCGAGGAGUUCAGCAGGUUCUGCGACAGGAAGAUGAACGAGAUCGUGGCGAUGCUGGGCUGGAACCGAGCCUGGCCGGAGCCAUUGCUCCAGGCUUUCUUCGGAGCUUCAAAAGCCGUCUGGUUAGUUCACCUGCUGGCCAACUCGGUCCACCCAGGGCUGCCAGUGUUUCGGGUGGACCGAGGAGUGGGAUUCGAGUCGGUUUACAUGGAGGAUAUGGGUGGAGAUCGAGCCAGGAAGCUGGUCCCAGCCACGGUUCGAAUCAUGGUCGCACCCGGGUUCUAUGUCUAUGGGAACGUCGUCAAGUGCAAGGUUCUGUGCAGGUACCAUAACUAUGGUAGCAGUAGUAGUACUAGUAGUGUGAUUACGUGCAAUCCAACUCCGUGAUUUCGAUUGGGUGUUUUCGCUUUGUGGUGAUGAAUCCGUAUCGGAUCUGGAUUAUGAUUUGCUUCAUUUUGUGAUACUGUUUUCCGGUUUUACAUGGAGAAUUGAAUUGAAUUGAAUAUAUUAGCUUGUUGUUCUGAGUGCAGCCAUUGUACGUUUCCAAUGUGAUGGGUAUAAUGUCUCGAAACGAGUUAUUGUCGAUCGGCUCUUUCAUUUGCCAAGUUUUUCUUCGCAAUCCUGCCGACGAAGUAAUCUAACGAAGUUAGCCAAUGUGUCAUGUAUGCGGAUAAGACAUUCUUUGUGUUGAUUAGUGACAAACAGAAAACGGAGUCCGAAAGAGAAAAGUUGAUGUGGGGAGUUUAGUGGACGGGGAUUGGCGUUUUGUGGGUAAACUUUUGUUGGGUUGGUGAAUUUAGUCGGAUUGGGGGAUUGUUCUUUUGUCUUUUGUUUUGUUUUCUAGGGUUUGGAGUUUGGACUUGAAGUUCUAUUGUUUUUUUUUCCCGUCUUCCUUUAAUCUCUUUUUAUUUAUGGGAUCGAAAAAGUCAGCUAUAUAGAAUAAGCAGAAAGGACUGGGGAGGAGGAGGGGAAGCUUGGGCGAUUGCAAUUUGCAGGAUGCAAUUUCCUUCCCCUCCUUUUUUAUUCCAUCUCUCAGUUGCUUUCUUGAGCUGGGUUUUGUGGUCACCCUCACGGCCAGGCUUGCAAUGGCACAUGGUGGUUCCACUGUCAGCUAACGAAACGUCAAUCUCAUUCCUGCAUUUUGUUCCAGCACCAAGGUUGUCAACCCGCGGGUCGACCCACUUUGAUCCUGACCCGGUGAGAAAAACAGGCCGCACGCACCCACCAUGUCGACCGCUACAAGGUACCGGGUUGGAAGUCAAAUUGUGUCAUUUUUUUCUUUGUUUUGCGAAAUGCGCCUAUUUUUCGAUUUUUCUUUUCGCCUAACUUAAUCCUUGAAAUCCUAAGUUGAACAUUUGAAUAUUAAUGUUAUAUAAGUGUGUGAAUUUUUACUAUGUGUUGAAUCUAAAUACGACAUGUUGUUUUGGUGUAAUAUUAUAUGUUAUAACUCAUAUGUUAGAUGUGAUUUGAUAUAAUUUAUCAGAAUAAGUACAAUAUAAUGACGCUUUCCAUAUUUUCGGGCUAAACCGGACUAAAACGGUUGACCCAUUAGCCCUUAACCCUAUAGCUCAACCGGGUCCGGGUCAACCGCGGGUUGACAACCUUGUCCAGCACAAAACCAGGCUUUGGCAUUUCAUGUUCUUCCCCUGGUUUAUCAAAUUGCACUUGCAUAUGCCUAUAUGUUAUUAGUUGUUUGAUCGGAAUAUUGGUGUUAUCUAACAAAUUAUCAUCACGUCCGAUCCAAUGAUUAAAAAUAUAUAAGAAGAUGAUUCAAUAACAUCAGCACAUGCUCAUCGCUCCAGUUAGCAUAUAGUCAAAUUUGAUCUCACCAUUUCAGUUUGAAGGAAAAGGUGGGGAGGACACCCAAGAGUAAAUCCGUGCGAGCUUGGCCCAAAGCGGACAAUAUCGUAUUAAUUGAGCAGGCCCGAUUAUGACAAGUGGUAUCAGAGCCUGGUUCGGUGCGGGGCGGUGGACGUCAGUUUGGUGGACCCUCAUUCGGUGGCUUCGGGAUUUGCGAUCUGCGUCUGGUUUGGUGGAUUCACGAGAGAUCCAUGUUUGGGCUCAUGAUUUGGCGGAUCAAAGAGAGUUCCGCGUCUGGAAAAAUCCUUGUAACGAGAGGCCCAUCGAUACAAGGUGUAUGGCGGAUCAAGAUAAUCGCUGAGGUGAUGACACGAUGUUCGUGGUCCUUGGCUUGAGGGGAGGAUUGUUAUGGGACAAUCCAAGUACCACAUCGGAAAUACAUGGGAAGGAUCCCUUGUAUAUUAGUGUCCACCAAUCUCAUUAGUACGAGGCCUUUUGGGGAGGACACCCAAGAGUAAAUCCGUGCGGGCUUG
This is a messenger RNA of Linum trigynum, 8901 nucleotides long. NCBI's taxonomy places the organism in Eukaryota, Viridiplantae, Streptophyta, Magnoliopsida, Malpighiales, Linaceae. The record is from the annotation of a GenBank genome assembly.